Panicum virgatum (switchgrass) is the source of this 1365-nucleotide messenger RNA. Its product is annotated as homeobox-leucine zipper protein TF1-like. Bases 43 to 1065 code for a protein of 340 amino acids. The transcript is spliced from 6 exons. The record is from RefSeq and is a predicted model, not a curated record. NCBI's taxonomy places the organism in Eukaryota, Viridiplantae, Streptophyta, Magnoliopsida, Poales, Poaceae.
UGCACCUUCCUGCGCUACUGCAAGAGGCUGGAGCUGGGAGCCAUGGUUGUCGUCGACGUGUCCUUGGACGACGGUGCCAACUGCCAGAAGAUGCCAUCAGGAGUACUGAUUCAGCCCAUAAGGCACACCAGCUGCAAGGUCACCGCCAUCGAGCACGUUCGAGUAGAUGGCAGUGGUACCCAUGAGCUCUUCCAGGCAUGCCUGAGCGGCCUCCUCUUCGGCGCCAGGCGCUGGGUGAUGAGCAUGGCGCGACAGUCCGCGCGGCUCAGGGACGUGUUCCAUGUCACCAACUGUACCCUGGACGUCACCUCAAGGGGGAGGAAGGCCAUCAUGAAGCUGGCAGACAGUCUGCUCGCCAACUACAGCGGCAGCAUCGCCGGCCUCCCCGCGGACGCCUGGAUCGUCCAGUGCGGCGACGGCACGGAGCAAGACGUCAAAAUCGCCUACAGAAGGAACGACGACAGCAGCAACACCGCCAUCGUGUGCACGAGCGCGACGUUCCUGCUGCCGCUGCCCAUGAGGAGGGUGUUCGACCUGCUCAAGAGCAACUUGCUGCGUGUCAAGUGGGAUGUCCUGGUGCAUGGAGGCUGCGUGAAGGAGGUUGUUCGUGUGGCCAAUGGCGUCGGAAGUGAAGAUGCUGUCUCCAUCCUGCAUAUCAAGCAUGGCAGCGGGGCAAACAAGGAAACCAUGCUGAUCCUCCAGAACAGCUGCUAUGAUGCAUCUGGAUCAUUCAUGGUCUACUCCUCUCUUGACAAGCAUGUGAUGGAGAUGAUCACGAGCCCGGGCGGCGAAGAGGCGAUGAGCAACAUCGCGCUCUUCCCCGCCGGCUUCUCCCUUGUUCCCCUCGCCGACCCGGCGGAUGCUGGCUCUCCCAUUGGAGAGGCUGGGGGAACUUUGAUGACUGCAGGGUUCCAGAUUCUGAUGAAGCUGGCCCGUGGGACUGGCCUGUACCCUCGGUCGGUGUCCUCGGCAAUCCAGAUCAUGACAGAAAACAUUGCAACUAUCAAAGAUACCCUGAUGAACAGCCACCCUGUUUUCUACAAGACUAUCCAGACUCCCAACUAGACUGUAGCAGGGGAGAAGAGGGAGGUCCAAGCUUGUGGAGGCUGCUAUUUAAAACAAGAAAUUUGGAAAGGCGUCCAUCAGCUUCGAUCACCUGCAUUUCUCCCGGCAAUACCGUUUACUAUAUAUAAUAAAUUCAGUCUUCGUUCCGCCUAUUAUGAUGUGGAACUGGCGAACUGCUCUUGUAUCAAGAGCCUGUAAUAAUGUUGGUGGAACCAAACUUGUGUUAUGUGGACCGGUCAUGUAUGCUAACCUUAAGCUACUCUUUGAUUUGGUAUAUGCAUGCUAUGUUUGAACCUUUAA